ACAAAAGUAUGCAUAAAAGGAUUGAUUCGCACAAAAGUUGUACCGGUAGGGAGCGUCGCGCGUGAGUUGCAGGGAGGCAUGUGCGGACUUCCUGGAACUAAACGUAAGUCGCAUUUUAGAAAGUCGCCUCCGAGAGGAACCACUUCCAGCGGUCACAACGACUUUUUCCGACCCGGUGCCCUCGAACGGACGCACUUCUCGCUCUGUCCAUCGUCAAAAAUCCAACACAGCCACAAUAACUUUCCAAAGAAUAGUCUACUAGCUAGUACUGCUACAACGCCACCUGGUGGCCCAGCCAGACACCAACCAGCAUCGGUCAUACUAGUAUUAGUACGGGACAAACAAAGCCGUUGUUGAAGUCGUCGCUACGAACCCCAGAAGGCAAGGAAGUCAACUAAAGCACUAUACCGGUAGCAGGAUGCAAGAUUCUGGGCAGAAGCAAGAAGAGGUGAAAGAUGAGAGUCUGAUUGCUCUUGCCGGUGAUAACCAAGGUGCAAUCCAUGAUGUUUCUUCUGCCGAGGCUCCUGAGAAGGUGGAAGCCACGAAAAAGACCCAACAGAAUCUUGCGUCGUUCGAAUCAAUCAUCAGCAACCCGAACAGCAAAGACGAUCGGAAAGUGGGCUCAAUUUCAAAUGUAACCGUAGCUCGUCCUGGCGCUGUGGCUGUGGCUGUUCGCAGCGAAGGAUCGAAUAAAAAUACCGCCACGAAAACGGCUGCAGGAGUAGCAGAUCCAUUGACAACAACACCGCCUUCAUUCCUCCAGGACAUUCAGCCUCUCCCGUCCGCAAACAAUCCAUCUCCAGCAGCACAGUCUCAUGAUACAUCGUUGCCAGGAGCAUACGCCGAGGUACCUGGAUGGAGACAGGACUCUGUCAACGUACAGGAUAUAUUGGGCGUGGAAAACAGUGUGGAUAGGAACCUGGAGGAUGCCGUCGCGUGUUCUCCACAACCAUUAGAGAACAGGGGGGCUGGUGAAUCCGCAGUAUCAAUGUCCGAUGUACAAGCCAUGAACUACCAUCAGGGACUUGUACAUGCCCGAGAGGUUGAGAACCCAGCCAAUCGUCAAGUUGCGGUUCAGGUUGUAGAUCCACCUAAGGAUUCGGAUACGGCUGUCGACAAUACAAAUGACAAGCAGAACCAAAAAUGGUGGGUUUUGUUGAGUUUGGUCUUGGUGGUCCUAGCAGCAGUUGGCUUGACUGUGGGACUGGCAGCUACCAAGAAUAAGCACGCGGAUGAUCCAAUUGACAAAGAUUCUGCUGCCACCAGCACUACAAUUCCUGAUCAGAAUUCAACAACGAUACUCCCAAAACCAGAUGUAUACAAUGAUGUAUUCUUCAUGCCAAUCCUUCACAGAGUGCCCAACUCCACCUUGGACUUCAUUCAAAAUCAUGACACCACCAGUCCUCAAUACCAAGCAUACCAGUGGCUCCGUCAAGAUGCUGCAGUUAAUAAUCACACCGAAGAUCGUCUCCUGCAACGGUUUGUUCUGGCAAUCUUCUACUAUGCCACAAUGGGACCUACCCACUGGAAAUACAAAGGAGGGGGAUCUGUUGUCAUCAACACAAAUUUUCGACCCAUGCCUACACCAGGAUUCCUUCUGACAUCAGAACCUGGCAACCAGAGUGGAACCAGCAACUACAGUACCAAUACCACCAUUUCACAGCCAUCUACUAACAACAGUUUGGGAGGAAGAUGGCUCUAUGAAGAAAGUACAGCUAUAAGCACAACAGAUUCACAAGAAUGGGAUUCAAUGCCGCGUUCCACAUUUCUCCGCCGUAAAUUGCAGCAACAGCCUGAACCGACAUCAGGGCUGUUCCGUCAGAUUUACAUCAAUGGAACCCAACCAUGGCUGUCACACGAAUACCAUGAAUGCAUCUGGUUCUCAAAGACUCCUGUCAAGGAACAAGAGACUUGUUUUGAUGAUGGAAACUACAAGAACCUUGCUCUCAGCUUUAAUUCUCUGGCAGGGACUCUGCCACAGGAAAUCAGCCUCAUCACAUCACUAGAGAGCAUCAGUGUUGGCAAGAACAAAAUUCGAGGUACCAUCCCUUCCAAUAUUGGUUUAAUGCCCAAUUUGAUUGAGUUUCGAGUCUUUGGCAACCUCAUGACCGGGACAGUUCCCAGUGAGCUGGGACUCCUCUCCAAUUCACUUCGACAGCUUUCCUUCUUGGACAAUGACUUCGCUGGUGAACUCCCCACGGAGUUUUGGAAUCUAUCAAACCUCACUGAUCUUUUGAUUGGCAACAACGCCAACUUAAGAGGAACUCUGCCAGCUGAUUUUGGUGAGCGUUUCCCCAAGUUACGGCUCUUUCUGUCGGAAGGUGCUCAAUUCGCAGGCACCAUUCCAACAUCCAUUGGCAAGUGUUCAGAUUUGGUGGAGCUGGUGAUCAACAACAAUCAAUUGUCUCGGGAGCUCCCCAGUGAACUGGGCAAGUUGAGUCGUUCUUUGAUACUGCUAAAGGCCAGUAGCAACCCACAGCUGGCAGGGCAGCUUCCAUCUGAACUGGGCCUGCUCACUAGUCUGCAAGAGCUUCGCUUGGAUGGCAAUCCAAAGCUGUCUGGGACCAUCCCGUUGGCAUUGAUAGAUUUGGCAGUUCAUGCAUCCUUGACAAAGUUAUCCAUUCGAGGCACAUCCAUUUCGGGAUCCAUUCCUCCAGAAGCUUGCCUUGUCGUCAGCUUUAGCUGUAGUACUGACAACCCGCUGCUUUGCGGCUGUGAUUGUCCGUGUGCAUAGUUGCGUAACGAACGGACAGGCACCGGUACCAGGUACGGUACGGUUCAUGACCUUCAUGUGGCUGGUACCAGUACCGGUACCAUAUUCUUCACUACACAGUACACGUGUACCUCUUAAGCCUUUCAGUACCGGAGCCAGUCCGCGGAAGUACGAGUAUUAAU
This is a messenger RNA of Seminavis robusta, 2895 nucleotides long. The record is from the annotation of a GenBank genome assembly. Lineage: Eukaryota; Bacillariophyta; Bacillariophyceae; Naviculales; Naviculaceae.